Messenger RNA from Cyclocybe aegerita, 1119 nucleotides. The record is from the annotation of a GenBank genome assembly. Lineage: Eukaryota; Fungi; Basidiomycota; Agaricomycetes; Agaricales; Hemipholiotaceae.
AUGAGCGUGUUCUGGACGGUCCCUCUGAACAUCGAUUGGUCGGCGUCUCCCCAGCUGCGGACCGGAGCUGCCGCCUUUAGAGCACAGCCACAGCUGCGGUUCAUUCAUCGCCGGCGGCAUCGUCCAUGCUACCACAUACCACGUUCUUCCUCUUCACCCACCCUCAAAAUGUCGCUCACCGCAGGUGGUCCUGACGCGCAAGAUGCUCUGUUCGAGAAGACGUCGUCUACUCAGGUCCCGAAGUCGUUGACAAGAGCCACGCUGCGCAUGGAGUUCCCGCCUUCCUACGUCCUUGUCGGCGUGUACCGGCUCUUCACCGACCCGCUGCUGUACAAGCCGGCAUGGGAUAAGUGUAAGCACGCGACGAGAAGAGGGGCGAUUGUUGGUGCGAUAUGGGCUUUCCUUACAUUCUCGAUCCAACGCAAAUUCAUUCAAGUCUUCCUCUCCAACUCUCCGCGCAUAACUGGUCUCUCCGAUGACACAAUGUUCGGAUAUCCUCUCCCAUUCAGCAUCACCACCUACGCGGCCCUAACGAUCCUCGGCUCUCAGGUCACCUACAUCCUGCAGUUCUUCCUCCGGCGCAACAUCCGCAUCGCGCGCGACCGCGCUUGGGACCAGACACUCACUUCGCGGGGCAAGGGGCCCGAGUUCUGGGGUCCGUACGUGGAAGAGUGGAAGGCCCCGCCGAGGCUGGGGGUGGACGGGAAGAAGCAGGGCUUGUUGGAGAAGUGGGCUGGGGGGUGGUUUGGGUUGUUCGUGGUUAAGAAUGUGCUGCUGUCGCCGUUCCAGAUCUAUCCUUUCGUUGGUGUGACCGUUACUUCGUGGUUCAAGGCUCUCGGGACGGCACAUAUACUCCAUCGACGUUAUUUCGAAGCUAAGAAGAUGACGCCCUCGCAAAUCGCCGUGUUCAUGGAGGAGAGAAAGUGGGAUUAUCGAGUCUUCGGCUUCACUGCAGCCAUCCUCGAGAGCCUGCCCAUCAUCGGCCUUGUCUUUACGAUCUCGAACCGCGUCGGGGCGGCGAUGUGGGCUCACGAUCUUGAGAAGAAACAACACUACUUCGCAGAUCAGCGGGCGCUCGGAGUGGAGGUGUAUGAGGACGUUAGGGCGAAGGCGGACUGA